Messenger RNA from Biomphalaria glabrata, 1206 nucleotides. Its product is annotated as protein ZNRD2-like. The coding region runs from base 335 to 1051 and encodes 238 amino acids. The record is from RefSeq and is a predicted model, not a curated record. The transcript is spliced from 4 exons. Lineage: Eukaryota; Metazoa; Mollusca; Gastropoda; Planorbidae.
GCGAAAAACGCAAUGUUACAGUGGUUACACAUGUAAUCGUUUAAGUUGAAGUGAUAAGAUCUGGAUCUAGAUCUAGAUAAUAGACUCUAGAAUAGAUAGACCUAGUCUAGCUAAUAGAUCUAUAUGACAUAGAUUAUAGACUCUAUAGUAAUAAAGUAUACUUACAUCUAGAUCUAGUUGAGCAACAAUACUACAUUUGACAGUCAACUCACACAGUCAGUGUCACACUCACAGUGACACACCACACACAGUUCACACACUGACAACUGAGUGGCACAGCCUCAGACGACUCAGUGCCUUGCUAAGUUGCUUAAAACUUUCAAGCCACACAAAAAUGGAUCUAGAUGAAUGGCAGCCUCCUACAGAAGCUGAAAUGAAGAUCAUUAAAGCCCGUCAAGAAAGAUCCAACAAAAUAUCUCAGAUAAUGUCGACGUACCUCCUCAAGGGAUAUAAAAUGUUAGGAUCUGUUUGCUCUGAGUGUGAUACUAUUAUUCUUCAAGACAGACAAGGUCAGAAUUAUUGUGUUGCUUGCUCUGAGUUGGACUCUGAAGAGGAUAAAGAUAAUCCAGUUUUAAACCCAGCUGCUGCUUCUUCUCUGGCUAAAGAAUUAUCUUCCUGCGGAGCCAAGAGCAAGGAGUCAGCACCAGUGACUACACCUCUCUCUUCUGUAAUACCUAGUUUAAGUGGAGGUGAUACUACAGGUCUAAGACUAACAGAUUCGUUAUCUGAUUCCUGUCUGACUCCUAUGGCUGCCCCUCAACCUUCUGCCAUGCGGGAAAUCAAAAUAGAGAACUUAGAGUUUGAACAUCCAUCAGGAGGGGUGAGCUCUUUAUGUGCAUCAGACUGGCCCCAUGCCAACAUCGCUCACAGUGGACACUACUCUCAUCCAUCGGGCACUUUGACACGCAACAUGGACAUUCUUGUUGAGAAAGUGGAAUGGGCUUGUCAGGCUCUGCGGGACACCAGAGAUCUUGACUAUUCAAUUCGGUUGUGUCAAAUGAUUAAAGCAGCGGGGGAAGCAAUAAAUGCUCUGAGAAAGGUAGACAUGUAGGCAUUAGGACUUGUGGGUUUUCUAAAGGAUUUUGUGUUAGCGUGAUGUGUUCAUUAUAUUCAUAGCUCUGUACUGGACUGAUGACUUUUUUUUUUCUUUAUUUGAUUUUUGAAAAUUAAAGAUAUUGAUUCUUUUGUAGAAAAAAUGUGUUUUUA